CUUGUCCCAGAAAAUUAAGCCCUCGAUCUCGAUCAGCCCCUCAUUGGCUCGGGACAUGGCGGGGCACGACGGCGACGUGGCCGUGAUGGCGGUGGCGGAGGAUGAGGCAAGGAGGAGGAGGAGGAGGCAGGCGGAGCGGGUGGCGCUGCCGGCCGGCAUGGUGCUGGUGCAGGUGCUCACGGUGGUGACCAUGCUGCUCUCCAAGGUGGCUCUCAACAGCGGCAUGCACCCGCUCGUCCUGCUCGUCUACCGGAACCUCUUCGCCGCCGCCUUUGUCGCCCCCCUCGCCGUCGUCUUCGAGAGGGAGAUGUGGAAGAAGGUGAACCUGCGAGUGCUGGGCUGGAUUUCCCUCAACGCAACGCUCGGAGUGCUGCUGGCGAUGGGGCUGUACUACUGCGGCCUGCGGGCCACCAGCGCCGCCUACGCCGUCAACUUCCUCAACCUCAUCCCCAUCGCUACCUUCAUCAUCGCCGUUGCGCUCCGAGCCGAGCGCCUCUCCCUCGUCGCUUGGGCCAGUAGGAUGAAGCUCCUCGGAGCUGUCGUGGGCGUGGCCGGCACCAUGGUCGUCACCCUCUGCAAGGGCACCCAUCUCCUGCUGCCGCACCUCCGGCAGUCCUCCCACGCCAACCCCGACGUCGCCUCGCCCCACGGCGGCCGCGACAUGGCCGUCGGCACGCUGUUCCUAUGCGGGAGCUGCGUCAGCUACGCGCUCUGGUUCGUCGUGCAGGCCAAGGUCGCCAAGGUGUUCCCGUCCCGGUACUGGGCCACGGCGCUCACGUGCGCCGCGGGCAGCCUGCAGUCUGCCGUGGCCGCGGCCGUGGCGGUCGUCCUCGCCCCCGCCGGCGACGGACAUGGAUGGGCGCGCACGUGGACGCUGCGCUGGGACCUGCAGCUGGCCACGGUGGUCUACUCCGGGGUGUUCAACACGGGCGUCACGUUCGUGCUCGUGUCGUGGGCGGUGGAGCGCCGCGGCCCGGUGUACCCUCCCAUGUUCAACUCCCUGUCGCUCGUCGCCACCACCGCCGUCGACGCCGUCGUGCUCGGAACCGACGUCUACCUCGGCGGCGUGAUGGGAGCGGCGCUCGUCGUCGUCGGCCUCUAUGAGUUUCUGUGGGGCAAAAGCAAGGAGCUCGCGGCCGCCAAAGCGGUCAACGCCGAGCAGGAGCUGCGGUGUGCAGGAGACACCGACGAUGGCAUUGCCUAGCGAUUUUAUCCAGCCUGGGUACAGAUAUCGAUGGAAUUAAUUGAACUAUUGACCCGUAGGAACCCGUAGCGAUUCCAAUGCAUCGGGACAUAAGACAAGGCAGAGUUAAACUGUUACUACCUCCGUCCAGAUUUAUUAAGGCUCCUAAUAUUUUAAGCCAAACUUUGAUCAUUCAUAAGAUUAAUGAAAUAUAGAAUAUUGAGAUGGACAUUCAAAAAA
Molecule: messenger RNA, 1423 nt
Organism: Triticum dicoccoides
Lineage: Eukaryota; Viridiplantae; Streptophyta; Magnoliopsida; Poales; Poaceae
Product: WAT1-related protein At1g43650-like
Exons: 3
Coding region: 56-1204 (382 amino acids)
Cellular component (GO): membrane
Molecular function (GO): transmembrane transporter activity
Source: RefSeq, a predicted model, not a curated record